ACAUAAGUGACUAACUUCGCUUGUGUUACGUGGGAAACAAAUUAAACUCUAUUUUUUACUCAAUAAAACAUAAAAGUGUUUGAUUGCGAUUUAGGCUUUCAAAGUUCUAACAUUUUACCAAAGUGGGCCGUACCCUCGGCCGUCAACUUAACACAAAUCGUCAAAUUCUACAUUCUUGUACAUAUUUCUGCUUUUCCGCCAAAGUACAGAGUCAUUCUAGAUUUGCCAAAAUGGCAGAGGGACAGGACGAACCCAAAAAAAUUACUAUCACAGUGAAAACACCGAAAGAAAAACAGCAAGUUGAGAUUGAUGAGGAUGCUGACGUUAAAAAACUUAAGGAAGUGUUGUCCCCUAAAUUCAGUGCGGAACCGGAGCAGUUAUGUCUCAUAUUUGCCGGAAAGAUCUUGAAUGAUGCCGACAGCCUGAAACAGCACAACAUCAAGGACGGGCUGACAGUCCACCUCGUGAUUAAGACGCCUCCCAGGCCCGAGCCCGAGGGCGCUACGCGACGCCCUCCAGCUGAUGUCGGUGCCACACCGUUUGGGUUGAACUCACUGGGUGGAUUAGCUGGCCUAGAGAGCCUGGGUCUUGGUCAAAGCACUUUUAUGGAUUUGCAGGCUAGAAUGCAACAAGAACUGCUGUCUAACCCGGACAUGCUGAGGCAAGUGCUAGACAACCCACUGGUGCAGCAGAUGAUGAAUGACCCUGAAAACAUGCGCACACUCAUUACAUCCAACCCACAGAUGCAGGAUUUAAUGGCUAGGAACCCAGAGAUUAGCCACAUGCUGAACAACCCUGAGCUGCUGCGGCAAACCAUGGAGCUGGCUCGCAACCCCGCCAUGUUGCAGGAACUCAUGCGCUCUCAUGACCGCGCGCUUUCCAACCUUGAGAGCAUACCUGGUGGCUACAAUGCUCUACAACGCAUGUACAGAGACAUCCAAGAGCCUAUGUUAAACGUAGCCAGCAGUAUGGCAGGCAACCCAUUCUCAGGACUGGUGGACAACUCUGUAGACGGCACAAACCCACAACAAGGUGCUGAGAACAGGCAGCCGCUGCCCAACCCGUGGCAGCGGGGCGGAGGCGGCGGCGGCGGCGCGGCCGGGGCGGGCGGCGCGGGCGCGGGGCCCGGCCUCAUCAACACGCCGGGCAUGCAGUCGCUGCUGCAGCAGAUGUCCGAGAACCCGCGCCUCGUGCAGUCCAUGCUGUCCGCGCCCUACACCAACACCAUGCUGCAGGCCCUCGCCGCUGACCCUGAUAUGGCUUCACAGCUUAUUAACCAGAACCCGAUGUUCGCGAACAACCCACAGCUACAGGAACAGAUCCGCACAAUGAUGCCGCAGAUGCUAGCGCAGCUACAGAACCCUGAAAUGCAACAAAUGAUGUCCAACCCACAGGCCCUGAACGCGCUGCUACAGAUCCAGCAAGGCUUGGAGCAGCUGCGAAGUGCUGCACCCACACUGGUGGGCAACCUGGGGCUGGGUGUGGGCGCCGCCGCCGCCGCGCCGCCCGCCGCGCCCGCGCCCGCCGCGCCGCCCGCCGCGCAGCCGCCGCGCCAGCAGCACAACUCCGAGCUCUUCACGCAGUUCAUGCAGCGAAUGAUGUCUGCGAUGGCGAAUAACCAGACGAAUUCAUCACAGCCACCUGAGCAACGCUAUUCCCAACAACUUGAACAACUAACUGCUAUGGGAUUUCUCAACCGGGAAGCUAACUUGCAAGCACUGAUCGCGACGUUCGGCGACGUGAACGCUGCAGUGGAGAGGCUACUCGCCCUCGGCCAGUUGUCCAUGAGCUAACACUCGCGCGCCUAGCAACUUAGACGUCCACUACUCCGGCUACGAUUUGCUUACACCAUACUAACUCAACUGUAAUUUUGUUACAAACAAAACAUUCACGGGAUGAAAUUGUCCAACGAAGUAAAAAUGAGGUUCGUUUUGUUCAUGUAUCACGGUUGUUUGUUGUUCGAAGCUUCGUUAUGAUCACGUGUGGUUUGCUAGAUGUCGGGACUUGGGAUAAAAAUGCCUAUGAGGCACUAGAAAAAAUAUGUUUGAAGAAUUGACUUGAGGAAGUAAGGCAGUUUUGCCUCUUGUUUGCCCUAACUAUUGAGAAAGUGAUGUUUAAUGAAAUACACUAAAAUUAUCCAACUGCUGUUUAGUGUCAAGAACGUUUGUAACAAGAUUAGAGUCUGAUACUUAUGAUGUUUACGGUUUCGGUAUAAAAUUGUGUGAGCGGCGUUUUCAAACUAAUUAUAUUAAAAUGGCAGGAUUCGAAAUACGUGUGUUUUAUGGUAAUAAAUAUUGAAAAUACAUUUAAACUCAUCUUCAUAUUUAUUGAAUGGUAAUUUCAAUAGUUAUUAAAUAGCACUUAGUGAAUGAAUAGUAAAACAUACUCAAAUUUUGAAUAACGUCAUUUUAUAGAUAUAUGCUAUCACUUGGUUUACUCUUUCUGCAAUGGUGUAAGUAAGGAUGGCUAGCGACAACGAUUUACAACACCCUUACAUUUAUGACUGUUUCUGUCGUUACGCACGUCUCAGUUUCCCUUUAAAUAAUUGUAAUUAUAAAAUUCAUUCCUUCUUGUUUUUAGGCAAUAUGCAAAAUUGUUGUUUAUACGUUAAGUAAUGAAAACACUAGAAGAACUCCGUAUAAAAUCGUCAGAUUUUUUAAUGUACUACUGUAAAGAAAUAUAAAAUGGUAUUUCUACUAUUUAAUUUAAUGUAUUCUUGUUAUACUCUAUGUUAUCGAUGUGAACUUCACUUGCGUAGAAUUACGUAAAUAAUAGGUUUAUGUAAAUAGAUUUGCUUUGAAAUAAAAAUGUGGAAGAAACGCACUUUCAUGCAAUAAACUUUAUCAUUUAUCAAUAAUAGAAAAUUAUUGAAUUUUAUACAAUUUUCAGAGUUUCUUCAUGAUUUUUAUGUUAGUCACAAUUUUAAGGGGUAUAUAAGGUUGACUGAUUUUUUUGCAUUAUGCCAGGUAACACUGAAUAUUGGUUUAAAUACGGACAAAAAUAUAUCAAUAUAACAAAAGACAAAAAAUACGAUUUGUUUUCUUUUCUUAUAUAUGUAUCUCAAUUAUAUAUUAUAAUGCCUUUAUUUUGUUCUGUUUUGUCUGUAGCCAUGUAAAGUAUAUUUUAUCUAUUAUUUUGUGGUGGUAAAUGCUUUUAUAUUACACUUUCCUUUUGUAGCCUAUUGUAGUGGUUUUAUAGGUAAUUAAAUUUAAGUUGUAAAAAGUAUGAAAGAGUACUAUGGUUGCUCAGUUUUGUAGGGAAUUUGUUAAAAUUACCCAGAAGUGAUGAAUCACUCGAGUGGAUUAUUACUUGUAUACAGAGGCGUUUAUCAUAAAAGCACAGCCUUCAGUUAUCGUUAAAAUAUAACAUUUCAAUGGCCAACAAGUCAAUGCAUUAAAAUAAUGCUAGCAUUCACUGGCUCAAUCGGUUUGGAUAAAAAAUAGGUUGGUUUCUUUUCGUUCGGAUUCUGACUAUACUUAUUUCAUUUCCAAAUUCUUGCCAAAAUACGCAUUGAUUUGAGCUUCUGAAAUUCAUGUUGAAAUCAACAAAUAGGUGUGUGCUCUGUGAUGUGUUCUAGACUGCUAGAAUUGUUUAAAAUCGUAUGAAUCUGGGUGUAACAAUAUUAUUACGUGACAGAAUGCAAUUAUUAUAAAUAAACUUGAAAA
Helicoverpa zea (corn earworm) is the source of this 3665-nucleotide messenger RNA. RefSeq names its product ubiquilin-1 (gene Ubqn). The coding region runs from base 231 to 1793 and encodes 520 amino acids. The transcript is spliced from 11 exons. Gene Ontology annotation, biological process: ubiquitin-dependent protein catabolic process. Lineage: Eukaryota; Metazoa; Arthropoda; Insecta; Lepidoptera; Noctuidae. Gene Ontology annotation, molecular function: polyubiquitin modification-dependent protein binding. Gene Ontology annotation, cellular component: cytosol. The record is from RefSeq and is a predicted model, not a curated record.